AAGCGGAAGGUCAGAGCGCUCGGGAACGGAAGUGAGAGUGAGCCUAUCCGCCAUUGUGGAAUAGAGUAGGGAUAUUCUAAUCAGUCAUUAGUCAGUAACAGAGUACAUGUUUGAGAGUAAAGCAAGUAGUAGCUAGGUAUAAUACUCUGCCUUUCGUGACUGAAAUUGUAUCGCUGCUGUCCAGGACGUGCGUGGAAAACAUUUGGACGGGCAAGAAAAACACCGCCUAUAAAUACAGUCAGAUUGAAUAUCCCGAGACGAGAGAGGAAAAUAUCAGGGAGCAGUGGCUGUAAUAGACUGUGAACACCGCAACAAACAGGUUUUAGUUUGGGCUCCUGGAGGAUGUCUGCGACCACUGUCGAUCAGAGACCCAAAGGACAAGGAAAUAAAGUGCAAAACGGUUCAAUGCAUCAGAAGGAUGCUGUGAAUGAUGAUGACUUUGAGCCUUAUUUAAGCAACCAAACAAAUCAGAGUAACAGCUACCCACCAAUGUCCGAUCCUUACAUGCCAAGCUACUAUGCCCCAUCUAUCGGAUUCCCUUAUUCCCUCGGCGAGGCUGCCUGGUCAACAGCUGGGGACCCGCCGAUGCCGUACCUCACCACCUACGGACAGAUGAGCAAUGGUGAGCACCACUUUAUACCGGAUGGUGUGUUCAGCCAGCCGGGGGCCCUGGGCAACACCCCACCCUUCCUCAGUCAGCACGGCUUCAACUUCUUCCCGGGAAACGCGGACUUCUCCACCUGGGGCACCAGUGGCUCCCAGGGCCAGUCCACACAGAGCUCGGCCUACAACAGCAGCUAUGGUUACGCGCCCAGCUCCCUGGGCCGGGCCAUUGCAGACGGACAGGCGGGCUUCGGCAGCGACACGCAGCUUAGCAAGCUGCCGGGCCUGGGCAGCAUCGAGCCGGGCAUGGCGGGGCUCAAGCUGGGCUCGGACAUGGUGGCCGCCACCAAGACGGUGGGCUCGCCUCUGGUUGGCACCGGGGGCAUGAGCAGCAUGGCGGCUAGCAACAUGCCCUCUGUCAGCUCCUCAGCGCCCAAGCCCACUUCGUGGGCGGCUAUCGCCCGCAAACCUGCCAAGCCCCAGCCUAAAGUCAAGCCCAAAGCCAACAUCGGCAUGGGAGCCAACAUUGCCAUCCCCCCACCGCCCAUCAAGCAUAACAUGAACAUUGGCACCUGGGACGACAAAGGGUCCCUUGGCAAACCGCCCAUGGCGCAGCAGAUGUUGCCCCCGCCACCACACCAAACCCUGAUGCAGCAGCAGCUGCUAGCCCAGCCCCAGACCCUGCUGCAGAGCCCCAUGCCCCCCCAGCACCAGCACCAGCAUCAGCCCCAGCACCAACACCAACAUCAACAUCAACAUCAACACCAACACCAACACCAACACCAGCACCAGCAACUCCAGAUGCAGUCACCUCAACCACCUCAGCAAAUGCCCCCCGGCCCCCCACACCCUCAUUCUCACCCACACCCACACCAACACCCACACCAGCUCCCACACCCUCACCACCACCACCACCACCCCUCUCAGCCAGGACCCCCCCAGGCUUUGCACCAACCCCCCCAGCAGCAGCAGCAGCAGCAGCAUCAGCAGCAUCCGCAUCAGCCAAGUGCCCCCCCACAGAACCGCUGGGUGGCCCCCAGGAACCGGGGGAAUGCCUUUGGCCAGUGCGGCGGGAUGGAGAGCUUUGGCAUGGGCCCCGGGCUGCCCCUGGGCGGCUCGCCGGGCUCCUGCGAGGUCCACCCGGUGCUGGAGAAGCUCAAGGUGCUCAACAACUACAAUCCCAAAGACUUCGACUGGAACCUGAAGACGGGCCGCGUGUUCAUCAUAAAGAGCUACUCGGAGGACGACAUCCACCGCUCCAUCAAGUACAACAUCUGGUGCAGCACCGAGCACGGCAACAAGCGUCUGGACGCCGCGUUCCGCUCACUGGGCGGCAAGGGCCCGCUCUACCUGCUCUUCAGCGUCAACGGUAGUGGGCACUUCUGCGGCGUGGCCGAGAUGAAGUCGCCGGUGGACUACAACGCCUAUGCAGGCGUCUGGUCUCAGGACAAGUGGAAGGGCAAGUUUGAGGUGAAGUGGGCAUUCGUCAAGGAUGUGCCCAACAACCAGCUGCGGCACAUUCGCCUGGAGAACAACGAUAACAAGCCCGUCACCAACUCCAGGGACACGCAGGAGGUGCCCUUGGAGAAAGCCAAGCAAGUGCUUAAAAUUAUCACCACUUUCAAGCAUACCACCUCAAUCUUUGAUGACUUUGCACAUUAUGAGAAGAGGCAGGAGGAAGAAGAAGCCAUGAGAAGGGGCUGGUGCUCUAGCCUAGCAGACGGCUUUCCUGAUAUAGGCUCGCAUUCCUGGCAUUCCUCGCCACAGACAAAGCUGAGGAGCGGAAUAGAAAUAAACAGUAACUUCACCAAGAUGGCCCUGCUAGAAACUUGCAACACUAAUGACGUAGAACCUUAAAACUUUGCCUAACCACGAGGAAAACUAAACCGAAAGAGGCUUUCCAACGUCCUCUCUCUCUCUCCCCCGAAGACUCAUGUAUGAACAAACACUUUAACACUACGCUGGACUUCUCUGUGUGUGUGUGUGUGUAUGUGUGUGUGUGUGUGUGUGUGUGUGUGUGUGUGUGUGCGCGCUCUCGCUCGCGUGUGUGGCAAGGUCUUUGAUACGUCUGCUCCUCUGCACUUGAGAGUCACGACAGAACGAAAGAAGUCAGUCACUUCAACUGUAUCUUUAAGCACUUUGUCCUUUUUACGGCUUCUACCGGCACCCCUAAAAAUCUCCAUCACACGCCCCAUUUUGGUAUCUGAUGGCGAACUAUAGUGAACCAGUGUUGUUGGUUCUCUGUUAUUGUUCUUGUUUUGUUUUGUUUUGUUGUUGGUAUUCCUUUAAUCAACAAAAAAAAUGUUAGGGCUCUCAGAGAAGAUUGAAGGUAGUAUCAUGUACCACAUGCCAGAACACAAUAACAGAACAACAACAACAGAAAUUUGUACUUGAAUCUGUGUGGAGCUGUGUGUGCUUGGAACUGAACGAGCUGUGGACGCCCGUGUUGUUUGUAGGUUAAACAAAAAAGAAAAUCAUAUGCCUGUGUUGUAGAGAAACAAGAUGGCGGCUGAUCUGCCUCUAAUGUGGAACGGACUACGGCCUGUUUCACGUCAGAUGCAUUGUGUGUGCGAUGCAGCUGCAGAAUGUCUUGGUUUUCAUUGAUUUUCAUGAUCAGCUUGAGCCGUUGAAGAAGCACGUCUUAUGCAGGCAGUGUGAGUGCCCUAACAUGUUAGCAAGGACGGCUAGAGGAAAAGCAACACAUUCUGCAGAAGUAACGGGCGCACACAGCGCAUCGGAUGUGAAGCAGGCCUUAGCCCAGAUCUGACCCUAACGUGGCACCGACUAGAUCUGUCACUAAUGUGGCACGGUCUAGGCCCAGAUCUGUUACUAAAGGGGCAUGUUCUAGGCCCAGAUCUGUUACCAAUGUGGCACGUUCUAGGUCCAGAUCUUUCACUAAAUGGGCAUGUUCUAGGUCCAGAUCUGUCGCUAAUGUGGCACAUUCUAGGUCCAGAUCUGUCACUAAUGUGGUACGGACAAGCCCCAGAUCUGGCCCUGACCAUUGGCAUGGUUAGCAACCAUCAGUGACCACCCCUACCCGUCAGCCCUUUUUGUUUUCUGUGCACCAACAGAGCAUCACAAAUGAUUAUGCAGCCUGGUGGAGUCCACCAGUUAGUGCCCAACUCUUCUCCUGUAAUAACGCCAUUCAGAAGUGCUUUUUGUCUAAAAGAGAACCUUGCUCUUUGGGGACAGUGAGGACUGUCCUCUUUAGAGUGAUGUGUGACUGUCAGAGCUAGAUUUCUAGCUCAGGAGGGCUAUGUAUCACAGUUGGGCUUGGAAUAUGGUUAACUUAACUAGAAAAGGCCAACGGUAGCCCAAAUGCAGAGCCUUAUUAUGAACAGUGGCAGGUUUGUAUUAAAGUCUCACUGGCAAAAAUAAAGAUUAUGUUCAACCAUCCCAUUUUCAUUUUUGAUCACUGAAAACACAUGAUGUUAAAGUGUAUGAACAUUUCACAUAUUGCAGAGUUGUUUUUUGUUUGUUUUUGUUUUCAUUUACAAAAUCCAUUCUUGUUUUGGUAUUUCAUUAUUUAUAAAAAUCACACUGAAAUCCAUGCAAUAAUGAUAACGAUAAUACUAUUAAUAAUAAUAAUAAAGGAAUAAAAUUGUAACAACAAUGAAUGAACUGUGCACUAGUCUUAUGAUCAGUAAUUCAAAGCUGACUUGAGAGUUGCCCUUUAUUCUUACUUGUGGGGCUUGAUCCGCCAUGGCAAGGCUGAAAUUUCAUCCCUUCAUAAGACACGAUGCCCCUGAAACAUCUGUAAGUAAUAUACUGUAAUUGCAGUCCCUGGUAUUUCCUGUUUAUUGUCUCAGAACUGCCUUGUCCAGAGAUCUUUUUUUCUGGAGUGUCUUUCUCCUCUUUCAGCCACUAUGGGGUGGAUGUACAUGGCAGUGGUGAAGCUACUGUACUCUAAGUCCAAUCAGCCAAGAGUAAGAGCCACACGUUCCCCUUGCCCAGUGUCCUCAACCCACCCCACCUCUUCAAAGGCAGCAGUUGGGAAUCCAGAUGAAACUCCUGCAAAGCAAACUAAGCCACCUCUCUUCUCUCUCUUUCUCUUUCUGUGCAGUUUUUAGCCAUGGCCAUGUCUGUCUCUUUCUCUCUUUCUCUGUUGGACUGUCAAUCAAUGCUUUUCAAUUACGCUAAUGCUAGUGCAUUCUGAUGUGAUUACUGAAAAUCUGAAUAAAGAAAAUAUAGAUCUA
Messenger RNA from Alosa sapidissima (American shad), 4799 nucleotides. RefSeq names its product YTH N(6)-methyladenosine RNA binding protein 3 (gene ythdf3). NCBI's taxonomy places the organism in Eukaryota, Metazoa, Chordata, Actinopteri, Clupeiformes, Clupeidae. Gene Ontology annotation, molecular function: N6-methyladenosine-containing RNA reader activity; mRNA binding. Gene Ontology annotation, biological process: mRNA destabilization. The transcript is spliced from 6 exons. The record is from RefSeq and is a predicted model, not a curated record. Gene Ontology annotation, cellular component: cytoplasm. The coding region runs from base 343 to 2460 and encodes 705 amino acids.